This is a messenger RNA of Drosophila serrata, 874 nucleotides long. Its product is annotated as protein takeout-like. The record is from RefSeq and is a predicted model, not a curated record. Gene Ontology annotation, biological process: multicellular organismal reproductive process. NCBI's taxonomy places the organism in Eukaryota, Metazoa, Arthropoda, Insecta, Diptera, Drosophilidae.
GAUACGGUUUUGAAGUCAGUUGAAACCCAUCAGCGAAAUGAACCGGUUGUAUCCACUGACCUGGCUUAGCAUUUAUAUCUACUUAUCCGAUGUAGCCUCCGGAGUUGACCUACCUGCAGACGUGAAGAAGUGCCGAUUCGGGCAGUCUGCCUGUAUUGCUAGCUCCAUCAAUGCGCUGAUCAAGCACUACCCUCAGGGCAUUCCCGAGAUCGGUCUGCCGCCCCUAGAUAAGCAUAGUUUUCCCGACUGCACCAUACUGGACUCGCCUUACCGGGGGCCCAUCUGGAUAAACUUUUGGUUGGAGGACAAUGUAGUCAGCGGCACAAACAACGCCACAGUGACCCACGUGGAGGGCUUCCUGCGACAGCCCAACCAGAAACAGAUCGUGCUAAGGGUCCAUUUUCCUCGAAUCCACCAUGAAGCCACCUUUCACGAGAAGGGCAGAGUCCUGCUAUAUGAGAUUAAUGGCACCGGCAGAAUGAAGUCGGACUUCCUGAACGUCAGUCUCACCCUGAUGUUCAAGGUAUUCGAGGAGUAUAGGAAUAGCAAGCGCUACCUAAAGGUCUACAGUUUGGUGCCCAGUAUCGAUUUGGAUCGCUGGACCAGCUGGCGCGAUGGCAUUUACAAUGAAAACACAGAUGUGACAGUAGCUGUGAACCGGAUAUUAAACGAGAAUUGGUUGGAGUUUUGGAAUGACUUACUACCAGGUCUAGCGUUCUCCUCAUCCUAUACCACCUUGCUAAAUAAGGUGUUCCAAAAUGUCGCCUAUGAUGACAUGUUUCUGCCUGAAUUGGGCUCCUUGGGUUCGGAUAGCUCUUAGGGCCAUUUUAAUUUCAAAAAAUUCAAAGAAAACUUUUCUCUAUGUGAAAAUCAA